AAGAGAAAGAAAUUGAAAUUGAAAUUAAAAGCAAAUAAAUUCAAUUCUGCGGCAAUUGUGGCAGUUUAUGCCGUUAUGUGCGCGUGUGUAUGUGUGUGUUUUAUAAUUGUUAAUAUGUGUAACUCGCAAAGUUGCUGCUAAAUUAACUGCAAAGCAUUAAAUAACUAAAACGCGCCAAAAAGUUUUAACGCUCAUAAAAAUUUUGCAAAAAUGUUGCUGCUCUGUCUGCUGCUGCUGCUGCCGGCGCUGCUGCAGGCAAAUCAACGCUUUGAUCAGACACCGUUAGAUGCAAGCGCAUAUUAUAGCAGCGGUUUGGCCGAACUGGGCGGCACCUCAGCCAGCAGCGCUGCCGGCGCCGCCGCCGAUGGCUUUCCGCAUCACAAUCGCUGCGAGGCCAUCACCAUCUCCAUAUGCAAAAACAUUCCAUACAACAUGACUAUAAUGCCCAAUCUGAUUGGCCAUACCAAGCAGGAGGAAGCGGGUCUCGAAGUGCAUCAGUUUGCGCCGCUGGUGAAGAUUGGCUGCAGUGCGGACCUGCAGCUAUUUCUGUGCUCGCUUUACGUGCCCGUUUGCACUAUACUGGAGCGUCCAAUACCGCCGUGUCGCUCGCUCUGCGAAUCCGCGCGCGUCUGCGAGCAUUUGAUGAAAACCUACAACUUUAACUGGCCCGAGAAUCUCGAGUGCUCCAAGUUUCCAGUGCAUGGCGGCGAGGAUUUGUGUGUAGCGGAGAAUACAACCUCAGCGGCGUCGACGCCCGCGCCCACGCGUGUGGCACCCAAAGUAACCACCAGAAAACAUCAGAUCAGCGUCGAUAGUCCACAUCGCAAUAUUGGAUUCGUUUGUCCGGUACAGCUCAAAACGCCGCUGGGCAUGGGCUAUGAGCUAAAAGUUGGCGGCAAGGAUCUUCAUGAUUGUGGCGCACCCUGUCAUGCGAUGUUCUUUCCGGAGCGAGAGCGCACCGUGUUGCGCUACUGGGUUGGCUCCUGGGCGGCCGUCUGUGUGGCCAGUUGUCUCUUUACGGUGCUCACAUUCCUGAUAGACUCAUCGCGUUUUCGUUAUCCGGAGCGUGCGAUUGUCUUUCUGGCCAUUUGCUAUCUUGUUGUUGGCUGCGCCUAUGUGGCUGGACUUGGUGCGGGCGAUUCGGUGUCGUGCCGCGAGCCAUUUCCGCCGCCAGUUAAGCUGGGGCGACUGCAGAUGAUGUCCACCAUAACGCAGGGUCAUCGGCAAACCACCGCCUGCACCGUAUUAUUCAUGGCAUUGUAUUUCUGCUGCAUGGCCGCCUUUGCUUGGUGGUCAUGUUUGGCUUUCGCCUGGUUUCUGGCCGCCGGCCUCAAAUGGGGCCACGAGGCAAUUGAAAAUAAAUCCCAUUUAUUUCAUUUGGUUGCCUGGGCGGUGCCCGCACUCCAAACUAUAUCCGUGCUGGCACUAGCUAAAGUUGAAGUGUGCAGCCCUGUUGCAGUUGCAGCUGCCAGCGGCAAGUUUGGCACCCGCGAACUCCUUGUGGCGUCGGCCUUUGCCUAUGCCAAAAUGCAUCGCCAGCAUCGCCAAGAUGUCUCGGCAGCGGUAAACUGCCUGCCAGGCCUGAGUUCCAGUCCCAGUCCCAGAGCCAGAGCCAGCUUCAUGUCUGGCGUUGGCAAUCUGAGUUCGUGGCACAGCCACGUCAAUCGCUGA
Molecule: messenger RNA, 1671 nt
Organism: Drosophila busckii
Lineage: Eukaryota; Metazoa; Arthropoda; Insecta; Diptera; Drosophilidae
Gene: fz
Product: frizzled
Exons: 5
Coding region: 211-1671 (486 amino acids)
Biological process (GO): non-canonical Wnt signaling pathway; canonical Wnt signaling pathway
Cellular component (GO): plasma membrane
Molecular function (GO): Wnt-protein binding; Wnt receptor activity
Source: RefSeq, a predicted model, not a curated record